AUGGUCAUCACCAUCAUCAUCGUGGUCAUCAUCAUCACCAUCAUCAUCGUGGUCAUCAUCAUCACCAUCAUCAUCGUGGUCAUCAUCAUCACCAUCAUCAUGGUCAUCACCAUCAUCAUCGUGGUCAUCAUCAUCACCAUCAUCCCCAUCAUCACCAUCAUCAUCGUGGUCAUCAUCAUCACCAUCAUCAUGUGGUAUGUGUACAACGUGACUCGCAACGAGUAUCCGACAUCGGACGAGCUCGCUGCCCUCGACGUCGUCUUUGUCUCAGGCUCGCACCACUCAGCAACACAGACAGAGACUCCUUGGAUCGCUGCUCUUCACUCGUUCCUUGCUCGCGGCUGGUCUGAUCUCGAUGUUGCACCGUGCAAGCUCGUCGGCAUCUGCUUUGGCCACCAGAUCACCGCCGCUGCUCUCGGCGGAACCGCUGGCAAGAACCCGUCGGGCUCCAUGCGGUUCGGCGUGGAGACGCUUGCCUGCGAGCCGGCGAUGGCCGAGCUGGCUGACGCUGUCGGGUCUCCGCUUCCCAUCGAUGCCGGCCUCCGCAUCCUGGUCACGCACGAGGACUGCGUCACCGAGCUCCCACCGUCGGCUACCCUCCUUGCCUCAUCCGACGGCGCCGCCGUCGAGGCCUUUGCCUGCCGUGACAUCGUCAUCGGCUUUCAGGGCCAUCCUGAGUUUGCCAAAGACGUCGAGAUGGCCGCCAUCCGCGCCCGCGCUAGCCUCACUCCCGACGAGGCCGUCUUUGCCGACGCCUCGGCUUCCCUCGAGCCGUCAAACAGUGAGCUCCGUGCCUUUAUCCGCGCCUUUGCCGCUGCAGAGUAAAAACACGCCAACACGCGCA
Messenger RNA from Thecamonas trahens ATCC 50062, 844 nucleotides. RefSeq names its product amidotransferase. The transcript is spliced from 2 exons. Lineage: Eukaryota; Apusomonadida; Apusomonadidae. The record is from RefSeq and is a predicted model, not a curated record. Gene Ontology annotation, cellular component: cytosol. The coding region runs from base 1 to 825 and encodes 274 amino acids.